Molecule: messenger RNA, 1766 nt
Organism: Ostrea edulis (European flat oyster)
Lineage: Eukaryota; Metazoa; Mollusca; Bivalvia; Ostreida; Ostreidae
Exons: 6
Coding region: 106-687 (193 amino acids)
Source: RefSeq, a predicted model, not a curated record
AGCGUUGACAGAGGUGUAUGUGAAGCUUGCGUAACGCGCCCUCUGGUGAGAGAAUGGAUACGAGAAGGCGAAUAAGGAAAUAGAAUAACUUCAGCAACCCACGCCAUGGAUUUUGAAAUUGAAAAGGUCUGCGCAUUAAAAUGGAAAAUGUCAAUCUUCUACACAGACAUACGAAUCCUACUCCUCUUAGUACACAUAAUUCACGGACGAGAAAUUUUCUACCCGGUUCAGUCCUGCACCGACAUCACGCUGGCACAAAUCCCAGAGGAGGUGUAUCAGAAAUGUCUAGAAAAUGACCGGGUCAUUCACUGUUUGCCAAAUGACGACGACGUGUUGGGACUUAGCUGUUUCUCUAUUGUCUGGAUAGCAAAAGGUAAAUGUCCGUAUUACAACAAUUAUCAAGGAAACCUGGAUGAGAAGCCAUGCACAGGGGAUGCUGAACUUUGCCCUCCAAAACAGUUCAAGUCUCCAUCGUCAGUCUUAUACAAAGGUUGUUAUAUAAAAGAACCAACAACAAGAGCGACACCUACCAUAGCAACGACAACACAUAAUGAAACCAUGCUGGAAAUGACUUCUUCUUUAACAGAAACCGGUAUUGAAUUUUCUUUAUCAUCUCUAUUCUUUUAUUUUUUAUGUCUCCGUUUGUUUGUCGCUGUGUUGAAGGUCCAUUACAUUCCAUCAUAUUAACUCACCCCUUCAUGCACCUCAUUUCGGUCAGUCAAAUAUAUUUGUGUGCAAAUCAGUCGAGCGCGGGUAGUCAUUCAAACAACGCCUAUCAUUGGAAACCACAUUUUGAAGAUAGUUUUAAUAUUUCGGUGCUCAGAAACUAUCAACACAAGUUUACAGAUUUUCACCAGUUACGUAUGGGGUGCUUUUGAGGUAAGUUUUAUUAUGUAUUUUAUAUAUAAAUACGUUGUGUUGAAAUAUUCAGUGUAUUUUUCCUUAUAAAUUCAGUAUUGUGAUGUGAGUAUUAUUGCAUUUAAAUGGUAGUAAUAAAAUGUAUUGUGAAAUACGUUCGAUAUACAUUUAAAGUACAAGUUCAAUAUUAUGUGUAUGUACUUUGUAUAUGGCUGUUUACCAGUAUUUGAGAGUGUUCGAGUGGCUAUCUACACUAUUGUGUGUAUGUAUAUGGCUGUUUACCAGUAUUUGAGAGUGUUCGAGUGGCUAUCUACAAUAUUGUGUGUAUGUAUAUGGCUGUUUACUAGUAUUUGAGAGUGUUCGAGUGGCUAUCUACAAUAUUGUGUGUAUGUAUAUGGCUGUUUACCAGUAUUUGAGUGUUCGAGUGGCUAUCUACACUAUUGUGUGUAUGUAUAUGGCUGUUUACUAGUAUUUGAGAGUGUUCGAGUGCCCAUCUCGUAUCAUACAGUGUGUAAUGCAUGGUGUUAUAUCCUCGUAAUAGAGAGUGUUUGGUGAUCUGUAGAUUGUGAUCAUCGUUCCUAAUAUAUAGGCCGUAUUUUGUUCAGUGUUCCUCGUAUUUGGGGCCGUGCAUUUUGUAUUGUGUCCGUCUUUAUUUGUGGCGACAGAAUUUUAAAUAUGAGUUUCCUAUCAUCAGGUUCUUAAUAUUAAGCAAGUAAACGAGGGCUGUCAGUAGCAAAGGACUGUAGGACAUCGCUGUGCCAGAAACCCUCGCGUCUUGGACCCAUUCUAGACGGAAGUUAUGAGAAGGAUCCAGAGACGUGAGAUAGCAGUGACUGAUUUAUAUCUUUGUAUUUAUAUUGAAAUGAAAUAUCUUUAUAUCUGUACAUAGUAAAUGGAUUGAAUCUUAA